GGAGUGCUUCCAUUCCAGAGGAGUAGUGACGUCUUGUCGGCUGGUUUGCGGAAGAGAGAAUUCCCAUCGCCUGAACGGGAACGGAUUAAGCUAAUAUUAUCAGAGGAGGAGGAGAAGAUCGAUCGAUUAAUCAAUGUCUGGUUAUGAGAAUGUUGUGGGUGGGAAAUUGAAGCUGAAGGGGAAAGCUUUGGAUGUGAAAGCUGGCAGCCUUAAGAAGAAGAAGAAGAAACAUGUUAAGAAACAAGUCGAUUCUUCUGAUCUCGUCAUACAUAAUGAGCUUUCUACUGGCCAAAGCGUAGAAGAACCAGCUGAUGAUCCUAAUGAGGAAGAUAUUAAUGAUGAAGGCAAAACGAGCGAGGAAGGAAAGGCUGCUUCUUACAUUGAUCAUCUCACACCUGCAGAGAGACGAUACAUUGAGCAGAGAGAGAGAAUUGAUGUUCAUAGGAUGGCGAAAGAAGCUGAUAAAUCUCACCGUGACAGGAUUCAAGAUUUCAACCAGUAUUUGGCCAACAUGAGUGAGCAUUAUGACAUUCCUAAAGUUGGCCCUGGCUAAAAGAUCCAUCUUCUUCGUUGUAAUUUAAAAUUUAGAAUUGUGGCAAACAUGUGGUUUUAUGUUUCCCAAGAUUUCUAAAUUUACCUUUCUCCACUCAGUUUUUCCUCACAUUGCUCUCAAGGUACUCCAUUAUGUUUAUGAAAUUUGAUGGUUGUGCUGUUGACA
Populus euphratica (Euphrates poplar) is the source of this 718-nucleotide messenger RNA. RefSeq names its product 7-dehydrocholesterol reductase-like protein. The record is from RefSeq and is a predicted model, not a curated record. The transcript has 3 exons. NCBI's taxonomy places the organism in Eukaryota, Viridiplantae, Streptophyta, Magnoliopsida, Malpighiales, Salicaceae. Bases 134 to 553 code for a protein of 139 amino acids. Gene Ontology annotation, cellular component: nucleolus.